CUUGAAAAAAAUUAUUGGAAUUAUUGGCUCCUAGACAAGGAAUAUAUUUUCCUGGCUAACAGUAGCUGUGGAAAGUGAAGAGUGAAUGUUCCAAGAGAGAAUUUCGUGGCAGCCACCAGACUUCUUGCUGUUCUGUUUUUUCACUGUGGGACUGUUGGAAAUGCAUCAAAAUACAGUUCUUCUGUCUGACUUUGGCUCUUGGCUACUGUAGUACCAGGAUAAAGAGGAAGUUGUUCUAUGGAUGAAUACUGUAGGACCUUACCACAAUCGCCAAGAAACAUACAAAUACUUCUCUCUCCCUUUCUGUGUGGGAUCAAAAAAAAGCAUCGGCCAUUACCAUGAAACCCUAGGGGAAGCACUUCAAGGAGUUGAAUUGGAAUUUAGUGGUCUUGACAUCAAAUUUAAAGAUGAUGUGAUGCAGACCACUUACUGUGAAGUUGACUUGGACAAGGGAAGAAGAGAUGCAUUUGUGUAUGCUAUAAAAAAUCACUAUUGGUACCAGAUGUAUAUUGAUGACUUGCCAAUAUGGGGGAUUGUUGGAGAAGCAGAUGAAAAUGGAGAAGAUUAUUACCUUUGGACUUACAAAAAACUUGAAAUUGGUUUCAAUGGAAAUAGAAUUGUAGAUGUCAAUCUGACCAGUGAAGGAAAGGUGAAACUGGUACCAAACACAAAAAUCCAGAUGUCAUAUUCAGUGAAAUGGAAGAAAUCAGAUGUGAAGUUUGAAGACCGAUUUGACAAGUAUCUUGACCCAUCUUUCUUUCAGCACAGAAUUCACUGGUUUUCAAUUUUCAAUUCUUUUAUGAUGGUGAUCUUUCUGGUUGGCCUGGUGUCUAUGAUAUUAAUGAGAACUUUGCGAAAAGAUUAUGCAAGAUACAGCAAGGAGGAAGAAAUGGAUGAUAUGGACAGAGAUCUAGGUGAUGAGUAUGGGUGGAAGCAGGUCCAUGGAGAUGUGUUUAGACCAUCCAGUCAUCCUCUAAUAUUUUCAUCGCUUAUUGGUUCUGGCUGUCAAAUUUUUGCUGUGUCUCUUAUAGUUAUUAUUGUUGCAAUGAUAGAAGAUUUAUACACAGAGAGAGGAUCAAUGCUUAGUACAGCUAUUUUUGUUUAUGCUGCAACAUCACCAGUGAAUGGAUAUUUUGGAGGAAGCCUUUAUGCUAGACAAGGAGGAAGGCGAUGGAUAAAGCAGAUGUUCAUUGGAGCCUUCCUUAUUCCAGCAAUGGUGUGUGGAACUGCCUUCUUCAUCAACUUCAUUGCCAUCUAUUACCAUGCUUCGAGAGCUAUACCCUUUGCAACCAUGGUGGCAGUGUGCUGUAUUUGUUUCUUUGUCAUCCUUCCAUUGAACCUCGUUGGGACUAUUCUUGGCCGAAAUCUGUCAGGACAGCCUAAUUUUCCAUGUCGUGUCAAUGCAGUGCCUCGUCCUAUACCGGAGAAGAAAUGGUUCAUGGAACCAGCUGUUAUUGUUUGCCUAGGUGGAAUCCUCCCUUUUGGAUCAAUUUUUAUUGAAAUGUAUUUCAUUUUUACUUCAUUCUGGGCUUACAAGAUCUACUAUGUUUAUGGCUUUAUGAUGCUGGUUCUGGUUAUCCUCUGCAUUGUGACAGUUUGUGUGACCAUCGUUUGUACGUAUUUCCUGCUAAACGCAGAGGAUUACAGGUGGCAAUGGACAAGCUUUCUUUCUGCGGCAUCAACUGCGAUUUAUGUUUACAUGUACUCCUUUUACUACUACUUUUUCAAGACAAAGAUGUAUGGCUUGUUUCAAACAUCAUUUUACUUUGGUUAUAUGGCAGUAUUUAGCACAGCUCUGGGAAUAAUGUGUGGAGCUAUUGGUUACAUGGGAACAAGUGCCUUUGUUCGUAAAAUCUACACUAAUGUGAAAAUUGACUAAGGAAAUAAGAAAAUUGAACUAUGGAUCAGCUCCUGUUUUCCUGGGGAUGAAUUUGCACAGCAAAAAGCGCAAGAAGAGAUUUGGGUUUUAACACUGGGCACUAUAUGGGUCUCCAUUUUGUGGAUGGCUUAAAGUAACAUCUAUUUCAUUGAUCCUAGGUUCUUACUGACUGCUUUCUCCAACUGUUCACAGCAAAUGCUUGGGAUUAUAUGCAGUAGGCAUUACUACAGUAUGUGGCUAAUCUUUCCCCCCCAAAAAACCAACAUCAAAAAACAAAAAACCUAGCUCAUUAAAGAUGAAUAGACUAGCUCUCUUCAGUGAAGAGGACAAACAGUUUGUUUAAAGCAUUUGUUCCAUUCAAUAAAAAGAGGGAAACUUGGCUGCUAAAACUACUUGAUUAGUAGUCUUCCUGGUACUCAACAUUUCUAAAUUAUGUAAAAAUGCUGUUCCAGAAAGAUUACUCUUCUGAUUUUUACUGCCAUUGCCAGAAUAGGAGGUAUGUUUUGUAUUUUCAACUCCAGGUGCUUUUUGGUUUAUUUGCAAUAUCAACUACCCUACACUCAUUUGUUUAAAAAAUAAUUUAAACAUAUAUAAAACUCCCAUAUGCAUGUAAUAUAUCAGCUAUUGCUCUAGUUGGACCAAUUUCCCUUUAUUUAUCUUUAAAGUAAUAUCCAGCUACAUCUUAAAUCCAUCCAAAGAAAAUACAGUCUGAAGACGGGAUGUGUUCUCUGCAAUGCAAUUUACUGUACAGUUAGAAAGCAAAAUGUUGAAUGAAGAGGAUUUGUUUGUUUUUUAAUAAACACUCUGAGGUCUAGAUUAAAACAAAACCAACGUUUUAACUGAA
Messenger RNA from Vidua chalybeata, 2723 nucleotides. RefSeq names its product transmembrane 9 superfamily member 3 (gene TM9SF3). The record is from RefSeq and is a predicted model, not a curated record. The coding region runs from base 242 to 1879 and encodes 545 amino acids. The transcript is spliced from 15 exons. Gene Ontology annotation, cellular component: membrane. NCBI's taxonomy places the organism in Eukaryota, Metazoa, Chordata, Aves, Passeriformes, Viduidae. Gene Ontology annotation, biological process: protein localization to membrane.